AAUAAUAACUAACAAGUAAAUGCAAAAUGGUAUGGAAACACAUAUAGUGAGACAAAAUGAAAUGAGUGAAUUAACUUUAAGCUCAUAUUUUUGUUUGUUAAGUUUUUAUUGCACCCUGGAAUUAAAGGUGCAGCAUUUACUUUAAAUGUGAAGCCUAGUAGGACAAAGUGUUGAUCAGUCAAUUAGCCCACAUUUGCAUUUGCAUGCAUUUUCCUUUUCACUACUGUUUUUACAGGGGCUUCAUUUUUAGAAAGCCACAUUUUUGGUCAUUGUGCCUGACAACAAAUGUAUGCUUGUGUGUGUGUGUGUGUGUGUGUGUGUGUGUGUGUGUGUGUGUGUGUGUGUGUGCGCAUAAGAUAGGCUGAGAGAGAGCAUUUAUUUUCCGUCUGUGUGUGUUUGCAUUUGCACACACUGAUUUGAAUCCUCCAGCGCAGUGGUUCAGAAUCCAUGUGUCAUUUCUUGCACAUUUUAGCUUUGAUCUGAAUCCGAGCCCUUCAAGCUUAACGUGACUUUGUGAUGCUUCUACGUCUUUGUGUGUAUGUGUGUGGUCGACACAUACAGGGAGAGGGAGAGAGAGCAGGGAUGGAUGCUGGGGGUAGAGUGGUGGGAAUAGGGGGGAAGAGAGAGCGUGUGUUAUAUUUUUAGCUCCACAGCCCCACAUCCAAGAGUGUCUAAUCGAGCGUGUGUACGAGUGAGAGAGAGAGAGAGGGAGAGAGAGAGAGAGAUGUGUCUGUGUGUGCAUGUGCGUGUGUGCAUGUUUGGAUUAGUGUCUCCAGCAUCUUGCUCAGGGGAAGGUAAUAUGCUUGUCCGAACGAGCUUCUUCUGUCACAUUCGUAUAGAUGGUUUAGAACUGUGGGGUGAGCAGGACUUGGGGGAGCAAUUGAGGGGGAAAAGAGCAUGAGACAGACUGACGGACAGAGAGAGAAGAGAGAGAGAGGGAGAGAGAUAACAGAGACAGAGAGAGAAGAGAGAAAGGGUAGAGGGAGACACAGUAGGAGAGAGGAUAGAAUGAAUAAGCAGUCUUUCUUUUCUACUUCUGGCAUUUGCAUCUCGAGCUGAUUACAUGCAUGCUUCCUCUCUUUCGCGCAUCUUUGUGUUUUUUCUGACCUGUCCGUCAUUCUUGUUUACAUAUUUCCCUCCCUUUGUCUCAGUGUCCCUCCCCCUCGUUCCAGUGUCCUUGCCUCCAGGUCCUCCCUGCACACUCCUCUCCGUCCUAUUCCCCUCGUACCUCCUAUUAUAUCCCUGCUCUUCUCCCUGCCUUCUCCCAAAUGUCUUCCUUUAUUAGUCAAUGACCCACUGAACCCUCUUUCGCUUUCUAAUCACUCUUAUUCCCAUGCAUGCCUGGAAACACUUGCAAACACACAUGCAUACACGUGCACUUACAUGCAGGCUCACUAACACAGCCACAGUUAGAGAGAAAACAUAAGACAGGAAGAUUUUUUUUUUUUUUGGUUUGUUUGUUUUUGCAAUGGGCAACUCUGUAAAGUCGCUUAAAAUUUUCACCAAGAAGACAUAUGUCUGUCAUCUAUGAUCCUCCUCUGAACCCUCCCUCCUUCCCAUCUCCAUGUUGGCUCCUUGUUGAAACAAUACCUCAACAAACUGAGUCACACUCUCUACCCCUGUCUUUGCCUCUUCAUCCAUAUCCGGCUACCCACCGGAUGCUUCUUCAGGACCAGAAGAAGAACUACAAAGCAGUGCAAUCCUGUGAGGAGGGGGGAUCUGGGGGGGCCUAUCUUGAGCCACUAGUAGCCCUGGCCCAGAAUGGAGCCAACAUGCACAACGUACUGGGGCCUGCAUGCAUCUUUCUACGCAAGGGCUUCGCUGAGAGCCGGCAGGCUGAUCGAGAGCUGAGGCCAGAAGAAAUGGAUGAGCUGCGCGAGGCCUUCAAGGAGUUUGACAAAGACAAAGAUGGGUUCAUUGGCUGUAAAGACCUGGGGAACUGCAUGAGAACUAUGGGAUACAUGCCAACAGAGAUGGAGCUAAUAGAACUGAGCCAGCAGAUCAACAUGAACUUGGGAGGACAUGUUGACUUUGAAGACUUUGUUGAACUCAUGGGGCCCAAACUUCUGGCUGAAACAGCAGACAUGAUAGGGGUGAAGGAGCUGAGGGAUGCCUUCAAAGAGUUCGAUACUAAUGGUGACGGCGAGAUUAGCACUGCAGAACUCAGAGAGGCCAUGAAAAAACUUCUGGGACAGCAGGUUGGACACAGAGAACUGGAGGAAAUACUGCGAGACAUCGACAUCAACGGAGAUGGACGUGUAGACUUUGAAGAAUUUGUGCGGAUGAUGUCUCGGUGAGUUCCUGGCUGAGAGCUAAAACGACAGCUUGGAUUCUCUGUUGGGUUUUGGAGGAAAAGAAGUGCAAGUAGUACAGAAUACUGAUGAAGCUUGAACUUCUGAAUCUGUCAAUGAAGAAGACAGCAAAAAAAAAACAAAAACAAGAAAACAUAUCAAACCCUGCCCUGAAACUGCCACGCUGAAGCACAAAUGCUGACGACUACAGUCGGGAGUAACACUGUUAAGAAUAAUAUGCUGCUGCUGUUUCCAAGAGCACAAACAAAACCAAUAGCUGCAUUUCUGACUUUUGCAAAGUAGUUUUUACAAACGUAUUUUCCUUUAACGACAACAUUUCUAAUGUUGAUGUGAUUUUUUCUCCUGACUCAAUGGGUGAAGCUGUUUUGCUCACCUACAAACUACAUGCCAUUACACUUUAAUAAUUGUAGCAAUUAAGAAGAAGCAGCAGUAUGCCAGCAAACACCCGAACUCAUACAGCACAUUCCUUUUUUUAAUGCCGAGCAUAUCUGAAGCACAAAUACAAAUGGCAAUAUAGAAACAUGUUACGUGACCCCUGUCAAGCAGCGUGUUUGUGUUUUGUGCAUACUGUUGUUUCUUUCCACCUUAUGCUGUACAUGUGUUAUGUCACUGGAGACUAUCGUGACCCAGUAUUUGUUCGGUAUAUGUUAUGUAGCACCGAUACAGUUCUCAUGACUUUAAUAACAUUAUACCUAUUUUACUGUGAUAUAUAGACUAUACAUAUAUAUUUAUGUGUGUGUCAUUGCCACUGUGCAUAAGACUGAUGGACUCUUUCAACUGCAACUUGCUAAUCUUGAAGACAGGCCUUACUUUUUAUAUAUAUGCUGUGUUUUGCUAUUUCUGAAUUACUUCCGCGAGUAUAUUCAGAAUACACAAAACAUGUUUUGACACUGAGAAAUCAUCCACGCCUGACUGUGCAAGCGUGGGAUCAACAAAGAGGUAAAUUAUAGGUGGUAAAGAGAUGGGGUUAGUGCUUUUAUUAUCAUCAGCGAGCUUUGAUAAUUUUGAGUUUCUUUGUGAGUUUUGCUGAGUGAACAAAAUAUUUGUGAAGUUAGAAAAAAUCUCACUUGGUGCAACAUUUACACUUUUACCUUUAAUACCUCAAAAUCAGUCAAACGACCAACCUCACUUUCGAACUCCCUCCUGGCACACGCUUAUCUUUAAUACACUGCACGGACAAAGCUAUUGGGCCACCUAUACACUACACCUAAAUCCCAUUUCUUAAUUCCCACUCUAACUCUGUUUGAAAUGCUGACUAUAAGUGAUAGGUAAGUUCUCUGUCUAAUUUUGCUACAGUGUUACAAAGUCAAAGGAUAAAUUUAACUGAAUUUAAUUGAAUUAAAUGCACUUGAUUGGUAUAUAUUUAGAUUAUACAAAAUAUAUUUUCCUUAAUAAUGACUUAUUUGAAUAAAUUGACCUUUGAUUUUAUAUAGUUCAGUUGCACUUUGCUCAAAAUUAUUGUUUCGUGUUUAUGAGGGUGAAGAAUCAUUUUUUGUGUGUGAUUGGUCGCGAUCUCUAUUCCACUUCAACCCAAAGGUGUUUGUCGGGGUUGAGGUCAGAGCUCUGCAAGUUCUCCCACACCAGCUAUGCCUUUAUGGACCUUGCUUCGAGUACAUUGAUGCUGGAACAAAAAAAAGGGGGCCUUACCCAAACGGUCCCCACUACGUUGGAGAAUUGUCUAAUAUGUCUUGUUAAGAUGAAGCUAUGGGCGGUCCAAUAUUUUUGUCCAUGUAGUGUACCAGCUUCCUUACCGUCAUUAUUAUUUCCAAGGAAGCAGUGGAAGCUUCUUUAUGGUAAAAUAAAAAGCCAAAGAAAGUUUACAAACAUUAUUUGUGAGUCUAAUCCAGUUUGGUAAGUAGAUGCAAUAUUUUUCAGAAAUUUGAUGCACUGAAUUACCUUUUCAAAACGACUGCGUGAAAUGCGCUUUAGUUGUUGGGACAGCUAAAUUAUUUGUAGACUGUUCAUGAAUGGAUGUGAGGGUAUAUGCAUGCUGUUUAAAAAAAGAAGAAGAAAGAGUUGUGAUUUUACUUGUUUUAACUGUGUGAAACUAUGCAUGCUAAUAAACUACUGCAACUUGUAGCAGAAUCUAAAAGAAAUAAAGAUUUUUAUUCCAAAUUGA
Haplochromis burtoni (Burton's mouthbrooder) is the source of this 4431-nucleotide messenger RNA. RefSeq names its product calcium binding protein 1b (gene cabp1b). The coding region runs from base 1515 to 2297 and encodes 260 amino acids. The transcript is spliced from 8 exons. The record is from RefSeq and is a predicted model, not a curated record. NCBI's taxonomy places the organism in Eukaryota, Metazoa, Chordata, Actinopteri, Cichliformes, Cichlidae. Gene Ontology annotation, molecular function: calcium ion binding.